AAGAGCAGCUGGGGGCCAGGAGCUGGAGGAAGGGAUGCCCGUGACCUAGGGGGCGGAAAUUGGGGGAGAGGACCCCAAGAUGCCGGGCUGUGGCUCGGUGCGGACACCUGGGACCUCUGAGGGCCCGGGGUCCCGGAUCUCUAGGGCCUGGUGAGGGUGGGGAAGAGGCUGCACACCGGGGUCUCCAUAACUCGGAUCCCCGCCCCUCCUCCUCCUCCUUCCCCGGCUCUCAGCAGCCGAAGCCGCGGAGCAUGCGCGGUGGACAAGCCGGACUUCUGGACCCUUUCUCUAGCCCCUUCCUAGCUCCGCCCCCUUGGUUUCCUAAAACUGCUAAAUAGAGCGUUAACUGGCACCAGAAUGGGGUGGGGUCCAAGCCGCCCCUGUCCCAUUCCCGAAGCUGCGGGGGAUGGGGGGCACCAUGGCUGAAGCCCGCCAGGCAGCGACCUUCCGCCUAGACCUGGGCCAGGGGACUCCCGGGCGGAGGUGGUGGAAUCCAGCCUUGAAAGAGGUCGGCAGCGCCGGGCUGCGCUCCUGGAGGCGGAGCCUGGCCCAGUGCAAGGAUGACAUCUUAUCCGGAGCUUGCCCGGCUGGCUUGGCCAGCGGCCUCUUCCUCUUCGCUGCCAUCCAGGGCUCACGAUUCAUGCAGCUGGACCCAUCUUUGGGGCUGGUGGACUGGAUCAAGGCCAGCCUCCCAGACUGGGGUGUGCGCUGGCUCCCAGGCUUCCAAGGGGCUGUGGCGGCCACCAUCUUCGCCGGGGGCCUCUGGACGGCCCUGCUGCUGACCCUGCAUGUGGUACUGCGGCUCCUCCUACGCUACCAGGGCUGGCUGAGUGAGCCUCGGGGGACCCUGUCCUUGCCCACACGCUCCUGGCUGGCCCUGGUCAGGAUCUUCUCCGGCCGCCGCCCGACACUCUACACAUACCAACGCUCCCUGCCCCACCUACCCCUGCCCUCUACAGUGGGCACAGUGGCCAAGUACUUGGAGUCUGUGCGACCACUGCUGUCGGAUGAGGAUUUCCAGGCCCUGAGCAGCCAGGCCCAGGUGUUCCUCCACACAGAGGCCCCCCGGCUACAAUCUCUUCUGGGCCUCAAGGCCUGGUGGGCCGCCAACUAUGUGAGUGACUGGUGGGGAGAGUACGUCUACUUGCGGUCCCGAAGCCCCCUGCUGGGCAACAGCAACUUCUAUAUCUUGGACUUUCUGUCCGUGGCCCCCACUCCUCUUCAGGCUGCUAGAGCGGGGAACGCUGUGUACGCCAUGAUGAGAUUCCGGGAGCAGCUUGGUCGCGGGGAGAUCGAGCCCGCAACGCUGCUGGGGAUGCGCCCGCUGUGCUCAGCCCAGUACCGACAGAUGUUCAACACCACUCGGAUCCCUGGCGUCUCCGGUGACCGGCUGUAUCACGUCAGGGAUGGCUGCAGCCGCCACGUGGUUGUCCUGCACCGGGGCCGCUUCUUCCGCCUGGGGACCCAUGGGGGGCUAGGGGGCCACCUGCUGAGCCCCCGAGUGCUGGAGCAGCAGCUUCAGUACAUACUGGAUGACUCAGCCCCAGCCCAGCCCACAGAGGAGCACCUGGCUGCCCUGACGGCUGCCCCCAGGGCCCUAUGGGCUCAGGCUCGGGCCUCCCUGCAGGCAGGGGACAGGAGCUCCAAGGCCCCAUUGGAGGUGGUGGAAGGCGCUGCUUUCUUCGUAUGCCUAGAGGAGACCCCGGGCCCCUCGCGUACGUCCCCUGAGCUGGAUGAACGAGCACAGUCCGUGCUGGUGGGAACCGGCCACAGCAGGUGGUUGGACAAGUCUCUGAAUCUCGUGGUCUUUGCCAGUGGACACAUGGGGCUGAACGUGGAGCACUCCUGGGCCGACACGCCUGUCCCUUCGCACAUGUGGGAGGCUAUCCUGGCCGCUGAGUGCUUUGAGCUUGGCUACGCAGCUGAUGGGCAUUGCAGAGGGACUCCCAACCCCACAGUGGGACCACCGGAGCGGCUCCUGUGGAUGCUGCCUGAGGAGGUGGCCGCCUCCAUCCCCCUGGCUCUGCGGGAGGCCCAGGCCUUGGCUAGAGACACCGACUGCCACAUUCUCCCAUUCACCCACUUUGGGAGAGGUUUCACCCGGCGCUGCCGUAUCCCGGGAAGCAGCUUUGUGCAGCUGGCCUUGCAGCUGGCCAGAUUUCGGGACCAAGGCAGCUUCUGUCUGACCUAUGAGGCGUGUGUGACGAGAUCAUUUCACGAGGGCCGCACGGAGACCGUCCGGCCCUGCACAGUGGAAGCCUGUGCCUUUGUCAGAGCCAUGGAGGACCCAAGGCUGACGGAUGCCCAGCGCCUAGCCCUCUUCCAAGUGGCAGCAGAGAAGCACUGGGCACUGUGUCGGGCGGCCCUGACCGGUGAGGGCGUCGAUCGGCACCUAUUCUGCCUGUAUCUCGUCUCUCAGCUCCUCCGUCUCCCAUCCCCGUUCUUGACCCAGGUUCGGGCCGAGCGAUGGAAACUCUCCACCAGCCAGAGCGCAACGCACCAGCCGCAACUGUUUGAUCCAGCCAGUCACCCAGAUUAUGUUUGCUGUGGGGGCGGCUUUGGGCCUGCGGAUGACGAUGGCUACGGCGUCUCUUAUGUCUUCAUGGGGGAGAGCAUGGUCACCUUCCACAUCUCCUGCAGAGUCUCCAGCCCUGACACGGAUUCCCGGCGGUUUGGGCAGCAUAUUCAGGAUGCCAUGCUGGAUGUGGCCACACUCUUUGGCCUAGGUGCUGGGCCCAGCACAAGGGCCCGGCCAGGUGAGGCAGCCAGGGAGGCCUCCCGAGGGCCUGAGCCCCAGCAGGCACCCUCAGCUCCCCGUGAUCUGGAAUACUGAGGGAGCAGCUGCUCUUCACUGUGGGGGCCGGACAGACGGGCUCCUGGCAGGCCCCGGAGACGACUGAGAAGCAAAGCUGGCAUCAUGGCGUCUGGAAUGGUGGGGGCCACAAUCAUGAGCUGAGCCCAGCCUUACCUGCCAUCUGCUCAUUGUCAUCUGGUCCUGGUCCAGCUUCUUCUUCAUCCUUAACUGAUCUCAGCCCAUCCUCUUCCCAUGUCGUCAUCCCUAAUGUGAACUCUGAUUCUUCUGAUCGGCCCCCAUUCUGAUUGGCCCCCAUCCCACCACCAGCCACAGCCCAUCCACAGGCUGGAGUCAGCCACCACUUGACACUGUUCCGUAGGUGAGGGAACCCCAACCUUACUCCAUUCUAUAGGCUGGGAUCAACUCCAACCUUACUCCAUGCAUGGGCUAAGGUCAACCUCAAUUUUACCCCAUUUUAUAGGUUAAGGUCAACCUCAGUCUGACCCCAUUCCAUAGGAGAGAGUCAGCCUCAACCUUACUCCAUUCUAUAGACUAAGGUCAACCUCAUCCUUAUCCCAUUCGAUAGGCUGGGGUCAUCUCCAACCUUAUUCCAUGCAUAGGCUAAGGUCAACUCUAACCUUACCUCAUUCCAUACCAAUGCUGACUCCAUACCAUAGGUUAAGGUCAAUCUCAGUCUUACCCCAUUCCAUAAAUUAAGGUCGACUUCAACCGUACCCCAUUCCACAGGCUAAACCUCGCCCCAACCUUACCCUAUUCCAUAGGAUAAACCCAGCCUCAACUCCAGCCGAUCCAUAGGCUAAGCUCAGCUCCAGCGAUAGCCUUGAAUGUAAUCUGAUCUCAGCCCAAUCACAGGCCUUUCUCCAUUCCAAGCACUCCUGAGCCCAGGCCAGAGUCUUCAACAACACCCCAACUUCAAGUCUGUGUCAGCCCAUUCUAAAUGCCUACCUUCACCCUUCGCUCACCAUCAGCCCCAAUGUCAUCUGAAGCUGAGCCCCAAACUCAUUCCAGUGUCUGCUCGGAGUCAAAUUAAGUUCAUCUCAGCCUACCUAGGGGCCAACCUCAGCCCUAACUGCAUCAGAACAUCCAGUUACCUACAGCCCAGCUUCAACCCAACCCUUAACUGAAUUUGCCUAAGGAAGCCACUGUUAAGCACCCACUGUGUGCCAGGCAGUGUGUUUGAAGCUGGGAAAAUGGAGACCACAAUGAAAUAGUCCCUGCCCUCAAGGAGCUGACAUUUUACUGAGUGGAAAUAGACAGAAGAAGUAAAUACGAAGGGUUUUUGUUGUCUUGGGGUGGGUUGGGAGUGUUGACAACUGGAAAGGUCUGUUGUAGGAGGAGAGAUUUGACUGAAUCUUGAAUGGAGCUGAGGGUUUCAAGACGUGGAGGACAUUUUACACGUGGUGGAUGCUUGUCAAAGGAAUGGAGGUGUGGAUCAGUGGUUAGACCUCCAGACGUGGAGUCAAGAAGACCUCAGCUCCAAUCCUGGCCCACAGUAGCUGUGUGACCCUGGCCAGGUCACUUCACUUCUGUCUGCCUCAGUUUAAUUACCUGUAAAAUGGGAGUCAUAAUAGCACCUGUCUCCCAGGUUUGUUGGGAAGGUCUAAUGAGAUCUUUGUAAUGUGCUUUGCUAACCUUAAAGAGCAGUAUAGAUAAAUUCUAGCUGUUGUUCGAUGAAUAACCAACAGGCCAGUUUGGCCAGAAUUAGAAUGGAUGAUGUGAGAGGUGAUGGGAAGCUGGUCAGUAAAGAAAGACUUGGGUCAGAUUGUGAGAGGUUUGAAGGGCAUACAGGAAGGGGCAGUGAGGCGGUGCAGAGGAUAGAGCGGGUGAGAAAUGGGGAGUCCUCUUUUAUGUUUAAUGGCUAAUUAUUGUAUUAGUACCAAGGUUUUUCCCCUUUUCUCCUUCCUCAUCCAGAAACCAACCAGUGGGGAAAUCCGACAGUGAAAGAAAUUCCAGGUUUGGGGUAAUGGGUAUAUUCCUGCUCAUUGCCUUUGCCCAGACAGGUCUGGGGAAAGGUUGAUUCUCCCUGUUAUCGAGACAAGUGAUGUGGAAAUUGAAAAGCAUACAGGAAAGCUUGUAUUUAUUAGGGAGCCAAUUUAUGAGGGAGCUGAAGUAGUAAAACUGUAUGCAUACUUGAACUCAGGGCUUCUAGCAGUCUAUCCACUGUGUGCCCUAGCUCCCCCUACUUGCCUCAGUGACUGAGGAUGAAAGCUUUUGGAAAUUGUUGCCUGCAGAGAGAAGUAGCCCAGAAUGUUUUCCUUUUUAAAAUAAAUUUGUAUUGAUAGCUUUUGUUUUUA
Molecule: messenger RNA, 5109 nt
Organism: Phascolarctos cinereus (koala)
Lineage: Eukaryota; Metazoa; Chordata; Mammalia; Diprotodontia; Phascolarctidae
Source: RefSeq, a predicted model, not a curated record